ACUUUAACAUUGAAAUAGUAAAGGCAAACAGAAAGUCAUACCUGGAUUGACAAUUUAAAAAUAGUUGGACUUUGAUGGUGAAUGUUUAAAUAAUUGUAAACACGAAAUGGACUAAAAUUUGAAUGUUUUAAUUCAAUCUGCACAAUAGAUAACAGAUCCGUAGAUAGUCCAAUGGAAGAGACCGAUCCACUACUGCACUCUAACAGUAUACAACGUGAACGUACAACAUUACAGAGAUCUGAUCAGAAUGACAAACAGAGAACUUAUCCAGAUAGGAUUGCUGUAGUUUGUAUUAUACUGACUGUUAUGUGUGAACGUUUAGCUUAUUACAAUGUUGUGGGUAAUCUCAUAUUAUAUUGUACCUCGUCAUUGGGCAUAUCCUCUUCUACAGCUACUGAAAUCAACCUUGUAUUUACAGGCUCUGUAUUUCUUGUCCCUGCAGUUGGAGGUUAUAUUGCAGAUGUCUAUACAGGAAAGUACAAAACAAUUCUAGGAUCUGGAUUCAUAUAUAUUUUAGGGCUGACUUUGCUGUUUGCUUCAGCUAUUAAUUACAAGUCUUGGUUUGGAUAUCAAUCUGGAAUUUCUCGAAAUUCAAAAAUCGCACUCUUUAUUAGCUCACUUGUUUUCAUAACGAUAGGAUCUGGAGGUAUAAAAUCUAACAUUGGACCAUUAGGAGCUCAACAAGUAGAAUGUUUGGGUACACUUGGUGUACAAUCGUUCUUUAACUGGUUUUUUUGGUUUAUUAACUUUGGUGCAGUAAUAGCUCAUGUAGCAGUGGCAUAUCUUCAACAGAACUUAGGACGUUUUGAUUACGGUUACCUCAUACCAUUGGUUGUGAUGAUAAUAGGACAGAUAAUAUUUUGGAUCAGUAAGAAUAGAUACAGAACAGCUCUGGAAGAUGGAAGUCCUUUCAAAGAAAUAGUUUGUCUUUGUUGGGCAAGUGGAUGCAAGGGCUUUGAUCAAGCUGAGAGAAGGAAUCAAGAGGGAAAGUACACCAAAGAGUCUGUGAACCGUGUUCGCGCUUUUUGUAAAAUUUUACCAGUGUUUGGACUUGUUAUUGUAUACUUUGGAACCUAUGCACAGACAAGUUCAACGUUUUUUCUACAAAGUGAAAGACUGGAUAUCAGUAUAUGGUCGAAAAAAGUUCCUUUUGCAGUCCUUGAAAGUUUUGACAACAUUGCCAUUUUAAUAUUGAUACCUUUCAUGGAAAUAUUUAUAUAUCCUCUACUGGGAAGGAUAAAUCGACCACCAUCACGUCUACAGAGAAUGGGUCUAGGAAUGAUAUUUGCAGUUUUGUCGGUAGUUGCAGCAGGUGUUCUAGAAAUAUAUAGAAAAGAAGAUCUUUCGGUCAAUCAAACAAUAGUAGGCAACUACUACAAUGCGUCGUCAGUAUCCAUAUUUGCUCAAAUACCACAGUUUACGUUGAUAGGCACAAGUGAAGUAUUCACAAGUGUAUCAGGUAUGGAAUUUGCAUAUUCGGAAGCACCAGACAUGAUGAAAGGAGUUUGCAUGGGUUUAUAUUUAGACACAAUAGGAAUAGGCACUUAUUUUGCAUUAAUGAUCAUUGCAGUAGUGAAAAAAAUAUCUAAAGAUUCGUGGUUUCCAGAUAAUAUCAACGAAGGAAAGGCAGAAUACUUAUUCUUUCUAUUUGCAGUGCUCACUUUUCUCAAUUUCAUACUGUUUAUUUAUGUUGCAAAAAGAUACAAGUACUCGAGUGAACGAAACAAUGACAAGUCUCAUGACGAAGGUCAUGACCAAGGCGAUUGAAAAAAACCAGACAAUUUCGUUAUUUAAGCAUUUAAAACAUAGAAAUGAAUAUUAUGCCAAUGUUAUAAAAUUAAUGAAUAAUUAAUUAAUAAAAUGUGGGUUCUAUGAGAGUUAG
Molecule: messenger RNA, 1882 nt
Organism: Mytilus californianus (California mussel)
Lineage: Eukaryota; Metazoa; Mollusca; Bivalvia; Mytilida; Mytilidae
Exons: 10
Coding region: 172-1767 (531 amino acids)
Biological process (GO): transmembrane transport
Cellular component (GO): membrane
Molecular function (GO): transmembrane transporter activity
Source: RefSeq, a predicted model, not a curated record